CUUGCAAAGCAAGGUGAUACUUGAAUUCCCGUUUUGGCCGGGUAUACCGUGUUGUUCGUACUUUCCUCAGCCCGACAAGCUCUUUCCAACGCACAGACCACUACCGUCAAUGUCACACAGUAUCAACGACGACGUCGUCACCACUAACGAUGAUCCCCCGUCGUUCAGUGGUCAAGAAAGCGAUUCCGAGGGAGGUGCCGAUGACUUCGAGGUAUUUCCUGAAGAUAAGGAGAACGCGGUGGAGUCGAUCCAACAAGGGGAUGCUGCAGGCGAGAUUGAAAUAACGCGGUCUUCUGUUUCUUCUAGUGUCUCUUCUUCUCAAGACGCUGAGCCUGACGCUAGCGAGACGCAUGAUGCAGCUCUUGGUCUUCCACCAGCCCGUCGCCCUUCAGAUUCUGAUAGUGGCGAUUCGGAAAAGGGUUUGAAGCGAAAGCUUGCUGACCGUGGCACGAGUCAGGGGCCGGAGAACCUGGUGCCUUUACCCUCUGCUGAACCUGCCAAGCGUCCUAGAGAUGACACCGACAAAGAUGAAAAUCCUCGCGAAUCAAAGAGACCGUCACCUCCUCCCGAACAAAAACCUGCAGCGGCAGAGACAUCCGCACCCAAAUUCGGAGGGUUUAUGGCCUAUGCUGCCGCAGCAUCUCCGUUUGCUGCUGUCAAAGGCCAGAAUAUAUUUUCGGGAGCUAGUUCCAGCACGCCCAAAAAGCUGUCUGUUUCACCAUCGCCGUCACCAUCACCUUCCCCUCUACAGACGAACAAUGACCCUACACCCUCCCCGUUUGCAGGCUUUGCCUCCUCACAGUGGUCGGUACAGCAGACGCCGGCGAGCACAGCGACGAAGCGUACGGGCUUCGAAGCUUUCAUAAGCUCUGCUUCUCCCUUCGCAACAGCAGGUGUUUCUCCUUUCCCUUCGCGAUCCAAGUCACCAUUACGUGCCAGCGGAAAAAGCGCACUCGGAAGGAGCAGGUCGCCCCCGAGACGUACUCCUCUCAGUAUGACCAGUGCAUUCUCAUCAUAUGCCAGUGGUGGCGUGCAAGCUUUGUUUGCUGCACCUCAUCCCAAGCGUGCGAGGGCAGAGUCGCCCAACGGGGGGUCGUCACGCAGUUCUCUUGAACGGACAAGCAGCACCAGACUGAAUGUAUUGGAUCCAGCAUGGAAUGGAAGUGCAGAUGAGAGCGGAAGCGGAGAGGAAGACGAUGAGGAGAAUGAGAGACCACCUUCAACGUUUGGCGAGAGACUGCGUGCAGGUAGGGAUGACGAAGAGGACGAGCCUGACGAGGAGAAAGAGAAAGAGAGGCUUCAAGAACAAGAUGUCAUAACUGGCGAAGAGGAUGAAGAGACAAUACACCACGUGCGCGCCAAGCUCUAUGCUCUAUGCCCCCAAAACCAGUGGAAGGAGCGGGGCACUGGCCUUCUCAAGCUCAAUGUCCGACGUUCGGAUGGUGGAGGUGCUCGUCUUUUGAUGCGCAAAGAAGCAGUCUACACAGUUAUACUGAAUGUUACACUGUUCUCUGGAAUGAAAUGCUUUAUUGCACAGGAUUCACGAUAUAUCCGGUUGAGCGUCAUCGAAGAUGGGGUCACGAUACAUUACAACCUCAGAGUUUCAAACGCGAAGAUUGCACAAGAUUUGCUAGAGGAGAUCAAGUCGAAUAUUCCAGCUUGACAUCCAGAGUACCCUUAUGUUACUUUACUGUCCAUCGUGAUCAUGCCUUGCUACAUUUAACAUUAAUGUUGUCUUUAUGUACAACCACAGGACGCUCGCUGCUCCCUAUAUCACAUGUCCACAGGUGGCAAGGAGCCUCAGAAUCACUUAUCCCAUGGUCCCGAAUAUUGCGCCUCGGAACUCACGGGACGUACAUCGUGUCCGACGGUAGUGACCCAAAGGCCUUGGAGA
Suillus plorans is the source of this 1894-nucleotide messenger RNA. RefSeq lists its product as uncharacterized. Bases 110 to 1663 code for a protein of 517 amino acids. Lineage: Eukaryota; Fungi; Basidiomycota; Agaricomycetes; Boletales; Suillaceae. Gene Ontology annotation, molecular function: GTPase activator activity. Gene Ontology annotation, biological process: intracellular transport. Gene Ontology annotation, cellular component: cytoplasm; nuclear pore. The transcript has 5 exons. The record is from RefSeq and is a predicted model, not a curated record.